AUGCGUUCUCUUGUUGUUUUGCGUCUGGCCUUGAGCCUAUUUGCUGCUAGAUCUGCUGUCGCAGGCCCAUGCAAACCAUCCUCAGUUACGACGACAUCCGAAGGCAUUCCGGCCGCAUCAACAGACACGUCAUCGGUCGUAUCAGCUACAUCAUCUACCGUAGAUUUUUCGGCCACUUCUGUUGGCACCGAAUCGUCUACAGAGACUUAUGUAUCUUCAUCCCUCGAGACGUCCUCUUUUGCAACAACGGAGACCUCGGCGACUACUACGUUUAUCACGGAGUUGAGUACGAUUGAGUCAACAACUGUGGAACCAACGACCACCGAAGGCACUACUACAGUACCCGCAACAACAGAGAGCAUGCCCACGCCCACUUUUACCAUAUUCGCCACGGGAGAAAGUGUCAUUGAAGGGGAUGCCCUUCAUACUUUUGACACCGACGGUUAUGUUGCCACAUUCGACCCCAAUGCCAUCUUUGGCGAAACUUCAGUGCGGCCAUAUUCCAUUGACUCGCAAGGAAGACUUGUCAACGACCAGGGCUAUUUCCUAUGCGCAACCUACGUUGCUACCAACAAAGAGCUCAACGCACCUGCGGUAGUCGGUACCUGCACUAGCGACGGGCCGAAGAAGGCUUUCUUGGACUGCACUCUGUCUCCAGACCUUGCUCUUCGAUGUGGAAUCCCGGGCCGAUCUUGUGUGUCUAAUCCGGUAGGCCAUGCUCUCAAGAUUGGACCGGCUGAUAUCCCUGUUACCCCUGUUGCUCAUGAACUUAUUGGAUUGCGUGCGUCCAUAGUAUAG
Molecule: messenger RNA, 798 nt
Organism: Fusarium graminearum PH-1
Lineage: Eukaryota; Fungi; Ascomycota; Sordariomycetes; Hypocreales; Nectriaceae
Exons: 3
Coding region: 1-798 (265 amino acids)
Source: RefSeq, a predicted model, not a curated record